Purpureocillium lilacinum is the source of this 1731-nucleotide messenger RNA. Lineage: Eukaryota; Fungi; Ascomycota; Sordariomycetes; Hypocreales; Ophiocordycipitaceae. The record is from RefSeq and is a predicted model, not a curated record.
AUGACUUACCUGUGGCCAAUCUUGCUACUCCCCGCCGCCCUAGCAAUCCCCCCUCCAGUCCCCAACGGCUCCAUAUCCAGCUCCGCGACGACUUCGCAUCCCACCUACAUCACGACGACGACGACGACCGAACUGACGACCGUCGUGGCGGGGACAGUCCUCGUCACGUCCGUCGUCACCGUCGAGCCCUGCCUGAGCACCACCCUCGGUCUGCCCAGCCAGGACCACAACAGCGCCCAGCAUAGUUCUAGCGAGGGUGGUGAGCAUGGGUUCGACUUUGGGUACGUCGUCGUCGGCGGCGCCGGCGGCGGUGUCGAUAGCAACGAGCGACCCCCUGGCGAUCCAUGGGACGGGAAGCACCGCAGGUGGGAUCAGCUCUACCUCUACACAGGACCCGCUAGCCGUCGGUCCGUCGGGGAGCCUCCCGGGGAGCAUCACUUCAUCAUCAUCAGCGACCAACUCGCAAGACCAUCUGGCCAUCAGCACGCCGUCUUCCGUGAUCGGAAUCAGCAGCUCAGCAACAUCCCCCAGGAGCUCAACGACUUCCGUACACGGACCGGGUCCUUUUGCGGGCCAUCUGCCAACUGGACAUACGCAUCACCGGUGCAGCCGUCAGCCACGCCGCUGUCCACCGUCACGCCUUGCAUGCAAAACAAGACCGACGCGGGGCUUCAGGCGUGCAGGCUCGCGCUGGGCACAACCUGCGACCGGUCGUCGAACGAGUACCCAACGUGCGUCAACGGCCAGUGCGCGUGCCAGGCGGUCGAGUGCGCCAGCGACGGUGAGUGUGUUGGCUUUCGCCAGUGCUUUGCGGACGAGACAGCGUCGUGCAAGUUUAGCAACAGUAGCAGCAGCAGCAGCAGUAGCAACGCUACCUCCGCGUCUGCGUCCUCGUCCGUCUCCUCCUCCUCAGUCACCAUCGCCGCCACCAGCAGGAGCAUCAUGAACAUCACGAGCGCCAUCAUCGCCGCCGGUGGCCCCGGCAAGGCAAUGACGACGAGCUCUUCCCGCGGGGUGUGCCAGUGCCAGCCCAAAGGCGGCGGCUGCCUCGUCAAGCGAGACCCAGAUCGUUACUGCGCCGAGCACGCACCUUGCAGCGACCCGAGCGUCAACGGGGCGUUUCCUGCGCACGCGCAAUGUGUCAUGCAAGACGCGUUCGGGUUCUACUUGUUCGGGCGGUGCAAGUGUCAGACGGUCGACUGUCCCUGGGCCUGGCCUGCGGUCCCGGACAACGCGCGCAAGAACCGCGACUCGUGCGCGAAGCUCAUCCUGUGCAAGGACGACGAGGCGCCGACGACGCCAAUCUUCGUGCUUGCGGCCCUCCUUGUGCCCCUCUCUGCGGCCAACAUCUGCAAGUCGAGGUGGUGCCAUGUCGAGAGCCGCCAUCACCACCACGACCGCACCUACCACUCCAUCGACGGCACCAAACUGUCGAAUCUGGCUGCACAGAUCAUCGGCGCGUCAUGGGGGGACGACAAGACGUUCAAGUCCGGCGAGCACAUCGCCUGUGGGAUGUAUGCCGCCGGCCCGACUGGGUUCUGCUUCUUCGCCGAAAACUUGAAGAAUGGCAACAUCACUGGCGCAGAAGUCAAGGCCCUGACAACACAAAUUUUCGACGCCGGGUGCCACGGGUGUGCGGCCGUGGGCCUUCAGGAUAAUGAUUCGGGCGUGGACGGGUACCUCAAGGUGGACAAAGUCGGAAACGUCCACGGCUGCAAGGGCCUCUGCUAG